AUGGCGUCUCUGUGGUACUGCUGCAACUGCAACUUCGGCCCUCACAACUCCUCCCUCUACGACGCCUGCAUCCAGUGCGGAACCCAUCGUUGCGCUCGCUGCGUCAACGAGAAGCUCUCUGACAAUAUGAGCGGCCACUCCCACUCGCACUCGCACUCCCACAACAGCAACCCGAUCUCCGCAUAUCCAACUGCCGUCUCUAUGCACUCACCUCCCACACCAACCUUGAAGACCACAGCCAUGUCCAUUGUCGUACCAGAGCUUCCCGGUUUACGGCCUCUACCACGGGCCGACUGCACAGGUAUCUCAUCGGCCUCACUGCCUGGAACGAGGCAACACGCUCCAACCUACAUGUAUAUCUGUUGCGAAUGUGGAGACGGGCCUAAGGUCUUCAACGUCCAACCCAAGUGCGUGGUCUGCAACCACGCGGCCUGCGGCAAUUGCGAGGAGAUCAAGUGA
Molecule: messenger RNA, 459 nt
Organism: Penicillium expansum
Lineage: Eukaryota; Fungi; Ascomycota; Eurotiomycetes; Eurotiales; Aspergillaceae
Exons: 1
Coding region: 1-459 (152 amino acids)
Source: RefSeq, a predicted model, not a curated record